This is a messenger RNA of Gongylonema pulchrum, 1644 nucleotides long. Lineage: Eukaryota; Metazoa; Nematoda; Chromadorea; Rhabditida; Gongylonematidae. The record is from the annotation of a GenBank genome assembly.
AUGAGUGCGGAAUUCUGUGAUUUAAUUUUUGAAGAUUUGGAUGUUUCUGAAGAAAAUAAGGAAAAUUGGGGAUGUGUUUUUGUAAAUUCCUGUAAUUCCACUGGUACUUUCAGGAUUGAGCCGCCUGUUUAUCAGCGGCACAAAACAUCACUUCGGCAUCAAAUUUUCAUUCGGCCUGAAGUGCUCACGAUACGACCUUUUGUUUUGGGAGCCAUCCUGGUUGGCGUGCAAUUGGAUGCAGAUUCGUACGCUUCGUUCAUUGAUUUGCAGGACAAGCUACAUCAAAAUAUUUGCCGAAAGAGGUCACUUGUCGCUAUUGGCACACAUGAUUUGGAUACCGUGCAAGGACCGUUUUACUAUGGUGCUGAAAAGCCGCGCGAGAUUCGAUUCAGACCACUCAAUCAGACGAAGGAAUAUACGGCCGAAGAGUUGAUGAUUUUAUAUUCGACGGAUAAUCAUUUAAAGCGAUAUCUUCCGAUCAUUGCUGGUGAAGAGCGGUAUCCAGUGAUUCGGGAUAGCAAUGGCGUGGUGCUCUCAAUGCCACCGAUAAUUAAUGGUGAACAUUCGAAAAUCCAUCUUGGAACCCGUAAUAUUUUAAUCGAAGUUACUGCAACCGAUUUGGAGAAGGCUACAAUUGUACUCAAUACACUUGUUGCUAUGUUCAGUCAGUACACCACAGCAAGUGCUGAGAGUGAUAACGCCUCGUUCCUCGUCGAACCGGUUGAAAUAGUUUCAGUAGAUGGAUCGAGGCAAGAAUACCCGGAAUUGCGCGAAAGAUCGAUGACUGUGAGCGCUGCGAACAUCAAACAAAGAAUCGGUGUGGAUUUGAAAGCGGACGAAAUUUGCGAGUUGCUGAACAGAAUGUCAUUAAGGGCAAACCUCAAACAAGGAGAUAAGACCCGUGAUGCGGUGGAAGUUCAAAUCCCGAUAACACGAGCCGACAUACUGCACGAAUGUGACGUAGCCGAGGAUGUCGCAAUCGCGUAUGGAUUCAAUCGAAUCGAACAGCAGUUCCCGAAAGCGAAUACGAUCGGCGAACCAUUUGCUUUGAAUAAGCUAACUGAUCUGCUCAGAUAUGACAUUGCUGCUGCUGGCUGGACCGAGACACUCAAUUUUGCACUGUGCAGCCGCGACGAUAUCUCAGUGAAGUUGAAAAAACCCGAUAAUCUCAAAAAAGCCAUUAAAAUAUCAAAUCCGAAAACACUCGAAUUUCAGGUUGCCAGGACAACGUUAUUACCUGGUUUACUGAAAACACUUGCGUCAAAUAGAGAUAUGCCUUUACCGUUGCGAUUAUUCGAAAUACAGGAUGUGGUAUUGAAAGAUUCGACCUCAGAUGUGGGCGCAAAAAAUGAGCGUCGUUUGUGUGCCGUUUAUUGCAGUAGGACGUCAGGUUUCGAGAUUAUCCAUGGGCUUCUGGAUCGCAUUAUGCAACUUCUCGGCGUGAAAUGGACCAGGGACGGCACCGGAUAUUACAUUUCCGCUCAUGAAGAUCCGACAUUUUUGGAUGGUCGCUGUGCCAGGAUUGUUGGGCCCGGUGAUACAACACUGGGUACAAUUGGUGUUUUGCAUCCUGAUGUGAUUACUGCUUUUGCACUUACACUGCCAAUUUCAGUGAUCGAUUUAAAUAUCGAACCAUUUUUGUGA